Daktulosphaira vitifoliae (grape phylloxera) is the source of this 567-nucleotide messenger RNA. RefSeq lists its product as uncharacterized. The coding region runs from base 1 to 567 and encodes 188 amino acids. The transcript has a single exon. NCBI's taxonomy places the organism in Eukaryota, Metazoa, Arthropoda, Insecta, Hemiptera, Phylloxeridae. The record is from RefSeq and is a predicted model, not a curated record.
AUGAUAACUGAUUUGGGUAUUGUUUUCGAUCGGGAAUUAAAUUUUCAUGCUCACCUAGACAAAAUGUGUUGCAAAGCAUUUACGACAUUAGGUUUUAUUAGGCGAAUUUGUAAUGAUUUUAGUUUAGUAUCUUCUUUAAAAACUUUGUAUUGUUCUUUUGUGAGGUCAAUUUUAGAAUAUGGUUUGAUUGUUUGGGAUCCAGUUACUGCAUGUGAUAUGAUGCAAGUUAAACGAGUGCAACGUAAAUUUUUAAACUUUGCGGCAUAUAAAUUAAAAAUUGAUCAUCCACCACAUGACUAUACACCAAAAAUGCAACUAUUCAGUUUGUUUACGUUAAAUGACAGGAGACUUGAAGCUAAUCUAACUUUCCUCAGGCGUUUUAUUGAUGGUCAUAUAGACUCUCCUGAACUAUUAGAGCUCAUCAAAUUUGAAGUUCUAUCUUUUCACGCACGUCUUUUAAUUCUUUUUUCUGUACCUAAAUGUAAUACCAACUACCUAAAAAACCAGCCAUUUUAUAGAAUGAUGAGUAUUGCUAAUAAGAACCCAUCAGCUUUAUUAUAUUAUUAA